GGGUAGGAAUCCCUCUCUCUGUGCUGAGGGGAGUGGGGAGGGUUCCGUGCAGGAGCCUGUCCUGUUGGCAGGGCUGGUGGGCUCGUGCCACUGUGUGCUGGCCACUGCAGCACCACCCUCUCUGUGGGACAAAUAACUGGUGUAAAGGACACUGGGGAGGUGGUUUAUAAGGCUCUGGGCCUUUUGGGCAUAGCCAGUGGAAUUGGUUUUAUUGCUGGUGUUUUCAGAAUUGGCAUGGGGAAGAUGAGGCACUGUCCUGAAGGGAGGAGUUGCUGCUGUAAUGGGCGUUGAUUUAAUUUAAGGCUCCCUUGUUAACACUUCUGAUUUGGAAAGGGGCUUCAUUCCCUUCAGAUGUGACUUUAGGAAGCUUUGUUUGCACACCGUGUUUCAGACCAAGCUGAUUUCUAAAGUGCUUUCUGGGAGCUUGGCAGGUCCUUCCCAUAGCCUGUCCUGUUUCUGCAUGUCCAGCUGUAACUUCCUUGGGCAUUUGCCGCAGGGAAAACUCUGUUUUGCUGGGAAGUUGCAGGAUUCUGGAUGAACACAGCAGAAGCAGUAGAUUGGGAAGCUGUGGUGGAGGUUAUGUGGAAUGGUAGGGAUGUUGUGGCUGAGACCUGCUUGAGAAAACUGCUCUGGGUUUGGCAAAUCUCCAGCUCAUUUACCUGCCCUGUACCUGGCAUAUCCUACCUGCCCUCCCCUUCCCUGUGCCCUGGGGUGGUGAGUGUGGCUUCCUUGUAUGUGUGAGGUGUGGCAGCACUGGUUAAAUGUUGGUGGAGGGUGAAAGCAAGUCCUGGUGCUGACAGUUUGCUGUUGUCAGAUCCUGCUCCUGCUGCAGCUCUCCCUGAACCAGCCCGGUCUGCAGAGCUGCCGAGGUGGCACUGCAGGGGUGGGACACAAAGCUGUGAGAGCAGGGCCUGCCUGAGCUCAGUCCUGCUCCAGGGUGAUGGCUUAAGGGAAGAAAAGCCCUGUGUGUAGCUCCAAGUCUUGCUGUUUUCCUUAAAAAUGUGAGGGGUUGUGAAAUGGGGGCUGUGGUUCCUCUGACCUGGGGUAACAGCACUGAGAGGGAGAGAAGUGAGCCUUGGAGAGGAUUUCCUCAUUCCUCCCUCCUGUUCCACCCUGUUUGUUUUCUUAGGCAGUAGGUUAGUGUGGAAUACAAAAAAUCAGUGUGUGUGACCCUUGUGACAGGUGAACCAUGGGGUCUGUGCCCUCCAGGUGUGCAGGCCCUCUGGAAUACCUGAGCCUGAUGCAGCCACAGGCUGGGGCAGAUCCCCCCUCCAGGGCAUGCUCAGGGAUCCACCCCAAUGCCUCUUCCUCCCUGUGCAAACACAGGGAACAGGCAGCAGCCAGGGAUCAAGUCACCCAUUCAGACAGAAAUACCUGCUGAAGGGCUGGGCUUGUACAAGGCUAAACCUAUUUAAAGAAUUUACAAUAAUAGAACCUUGUAUGUGGGGGUUUUUUCCCUUCAGGUAUGGAGCCAGCUUUGUUAAAACCAGCACCUGCUUCAGCCCCACAUCUGUCAAUCGUCUCUUAGGAGCCUGUGCAAACCAAACAGAGAUUUGCAGCUUGAAAUGUUACACUCCCAUUAACCUGUUGCUGCCCUGGAUGUUGUUUUUACUCCAAGACACAGGCUCCCACUUUUCUAUGUGCCUUCCUGAACCUCCCUGCCAUGGAGAUGUCUCACGAGCACCACAGGAACAGCUCCAUGUUGGCAGCCACUCAUCCUCCUGAGCACCUCCACUCCACAGCCCCCUCGGGACACGGCCACGGAUCUGACAUGAUGGCAAUGGCCAUGACUUUCCACUUCAGCUAUGAGAAUGUGCCAUUGCUGUUUUCUGGACUUACAAUCAAUUCUCCUGGAGAGAUGGCUGGUGCUUUUGUGGCUGUCUUCUUCCUGGCCAUGUUUUAUGAAGGCCUUAAGAUUGCCCGGGAGUGUCUGCUCCGUAAAUCCCAAGUGAGCAUCCGCUACAACUCCAUGCCAGUGCCAGGCCCCAACGGCACCAUCCUGAUGGAGACACACAAAACUGUUGGACAGCAGAUGCUGAGCUUCCCCCACCUCCUGCAGACUGUGCUGCACAUCAUCCAGGUGGUGGUCAGCUACUUCCUCAUGCUGAUCUUCAUGACCUACAACGGGUACCUCUGCAUCGCCGUGGCAGCGGGAGCUGGCACCGGCUACUUCUUCUUCAGCUGGAAAAAGGCAGUCGUGGUGGAUAUCACAGAGCACUGCCAUUAACACUGGGUGCUGCCCAGAGGCCUCUCCACCCCCCUGCUCCCUGGAAGCGCAGCCAUCCCAAGGACUGGAUCAUUCCUGAGCUGCAAGAGAAUCACGAUAAGGAAAACCCACCGCAGGUUCCUGGCUGGGGCGCAGGGAUGUGAGGAGCUGGGCUGUGCUGCUCCCCCUGACUCCUGAGAGUCCCUGGCAGCCAUUCUUGGCCAGGAUUUGCUUUAUUCUUAGAUUAUGCUGUGAUUGAGAUUAGUUGGCUGACAGAAAUGUAGAAAUUACUCUUUUAAAAAAGAAAACAAAACCGUUUUGGUUUGAAAUUGUAAACACUCAUCAGUGAGGGUUUGAUGAACAGCAGGAAAAGCUCAAAGUUGCCCAUAGAGCUCUAUCUGUGUGAAUGGCUGUUUUAAUUUUUUUUUUUUCAAUGUGUACAUAAUGCCAGGGGAGGGAUCACCCUGGCAUUGUGGCUUCUGGGGCCAAUGACACCUUCUGCUGCAGAAGGACUCAGCCUCUGAGGAAGAUUUGGUGCUGCACAUCAGACACUCAGGUGUGUCCUGGCAAGGGAGGACUUUGACCCGAGGAUGUGACCCGUGUGCUGCAGGGAGUGGAUGGACCUGCCCUCCAGGCUCACCAGAGGAUGAUGAGUGUUGUCAAUCUGAUGUAUCCAGCAGCUUUACUCAGCCUCCAGGGAGAACACUGGAGUUUGGCUGCCUUCCCUUCCCAAUCAUGGAAACACACGGAGCGGACGCAGGACAAGCUGUGUAUUUACAGGGCAAAAAAAUUUCUAAAUAAACCAUUGAACCUGCAGGUACUUCAUGUGGAACUGCACCAGGAUGGAUCCAGAGCUAGACUUUGGGGUUAUUAAAACUAGUUCUGUAAAUGAGGCAAGAGCUGAGUAACAAUUUCAUGACACUAAAGUUAAAAUGUCUGGAGAGGGAAUUCCUGGAUGGAGCUGAAGGGGUUAAACAGCCAUGUUCUUUUAAAGGAGAGAUUUGGGAAAGAGAAGGGAAACAGGACUACAGCAGCCUUCAGUCUCUUCUCAGGUGCAGUUUGGAGCAGCUUGGGCUGGUUAAAAGUAUUCCUGAGCUGGAUGACUCCUCCUGUCUUACCAAUCCCACUGUGCCCGUGCUGGGAGCUCUGCACAUCUCACAGGCAGGACGGGCUAUGAGAGGGGCAGAGGCAGCCCAGGGCAGGCUUUGGGGGUCAGCUGUGGGUCAGCACUUGGAUAUCAAGCUGCUGGUUGGUGUAGGGAAUGUGGUGCAAAGCUGGAGUCUUCACCCUCCCCAGGAUGCCCAGUUUGUGCCCAUAACUGGCUGAAAGGGAAAACAUUUGGAAUUUGAGAAGGGCACUGAGAACAGGCACCACUUUCAGAGCAGGACUGGUGUGUGUGCCAUGAGAACUGGGAAUCCCUCUGGGGUGACACAGGAGCAUUUUUAACUCUGGAGAUGCUGCUGGUGAUCGUUGGCAGGAGCUGUGUGAGGAAAAGGGAUCCUUGGAAUGGCUUUUUAGCCCAGGAGCCUUUCAGGGCAAGGCCAUCCCUGAGCAGAGCCCACCCUUUUGGGAAGGAAAUCCAUGACUGCUGCUGCCAGCACUGGAAUUGCACCUCCUAAAGUCAGCCCUCCUGGGUUGAUGUCAGAUGUUUAUUUGGACAUCCUGUUUUCUCUGGGCAGUGCAAAUAGAGAAUAAAAGGAGCUGAGUUAAAAGCAGGCUUAGGUUCCUGGUUUCUGGGUGAAAGAGGCAAAGUUCUCAUGGAAAAGUUCUGGCCACCUCCUGGUGAGAGACAGGAAAAAUGCUUCCCCAGCCUGGCCUUUGAAGGGAGUUGUGUCACUGAGAGGCUGCAAACCCACUGGUGCUCCCUCUCUGCUCCUGUCACAGGGACGUCUCUGCUCUCCCAGCAAUCGUGGCUCUCCAUGGGACUGGAAAAACUGCCCCUUCCCAUCCCUGAGAGAGCUGAGAGGAAAUCCAGGUGUUGGUCAGGGAAAACUGGAGCUGUUAAAUGCUGGAGAUGUGGGUGAUGAUGUGGAAGGUUUGCACUGUGGGCUCAACCCCUGAAGGAGCUCAGGGCCAGCGAUUCCAGCACUGUUCCCAUCGGUUUCUCUGGAAGGAGCUGGAGUUGGUGCCGUUACAGGAUGGCUGAGCACAGGGAAUAGCCAGGAGUGGCUUUGUGUGGUGACAAUAAUUACUUCAUAUACCUCUUGCUGUGUCUUUCUCUGAACCAGAACCUGCUUGGCCUGUCACCUUUCCCCACCUCUCCUGUGUCCAAGUGACCUGACUUGAAUUCUCUGAUUGAGCAGAGGUGGAUGACUUGGAGAUCAGGCUGUGGCUCUUCCAGUGUAAAUUUGGUUCUUGUUUGCUUUCCUGCCUCGUUCUAUGUGUAGCACCUGUGCCCUUGGAAUUGUUUCCCCCUAGAUGAGAACCUCUGCCCUCCGGGGCUCCUCUCCUGCCCCUGCUCGCCCCAGAGAGGACACAGCUUUGUCUGCUCUGACAUCACCCCCAGACAUCCUGCAUGUCUGUUGACACAAGAAUUGCAUGUCCUCAAUCUCCUAACCAUCAGAGCCCUCACCUCCCUGUUACUCCUUUAAGUUCAGGCAGCACAGAGGCUGAAUUUAAAUUUUUAUCUUAGGAAGCCUUACAGGGCAAAGCCAUCCCUGCUCCUGGGGGCUCCUUGGUGCUGGUGCUGCUCCCUGAGCACAGAACUCACCCUCUCCACCCUCUUGGGAAGGAAAUCCAUGACUGCUGCUGCCAGCACUGCAAUUGCACCUCCUAAAGCCAGCCCUCCUGGGUUGAUGCCAGCUGUUCAUUUAGACAUCCUGCUUUCUCUGGGCAGUGCAAAUAGAGAUUAAAAGGAGCUGAGUUAACAGCUUUUUGUGCCUAAAGAGCUAAAAUAAAAAAUCUCCUGUCACUGACCUCAGUGACAGUGCUCACCUGGGCAGGAGUCUCCCAGUGCCUCCCACAGCCUGUCUGGAGCUCUGGGAGCCCGGGAUGCCCCGGGAAGGUGUGGGGGGAAGUGGCUGUGCCCUCCCUGCUCAGGGGCUCACUGCCCAAGGCACAGCUGGGGAAGGGCCAUGCCCAGUCCGUGUCCCUGCCUGCUUGGGCUGCGCUUUCCUUAGGUCAGGGUGGCAAUCCAGAGGAGCCACCUCCCUGUGUCCCAGCCUCACCCUUCCCACCAGAUCCCCCUGGCUGUGUGUUCCCAGCCCUGUGCUUUGGCAGAGCCUGAGCAAAGCUUGACCUCCCUAGGGGUGGGCUCUGCUCUGGGGCAGCCCCAGCCCCUGUGCUGCCUGAAGUCAAGGUUGUCCUGUAACAGAGCGAGCUGAGGGCUCUAAUGGUUAUGACUUGAGGACAGGAAAUUCCUGUUGACACACACGGACCACCUUGGGCUGUGAUGUCCUCCUUGGGCUGUGAUGCCUCGUGCCUGUUGUGUCCCUGAUGUUUGGUCUCCAUGCUGUGCCUCUGGAUUAUCAUCCUGGAGGGAGCACAGAGUAUCCAGCUGUGUCCCUCAGCUGGCUUUUGUUGUUUUUCUUUCAGUGCCUUCUGAGUUUGUCUGGAGCCAGUCCCACCAAACCCAGCAGGAUUUCUAGUUUUGUUUACAGUGGACUGUCAGUUCUGGUUUUGCUCUCGCUCUUUGUGAGGUAACUCGUCUGAUGUUACUGUGAAUAUCAAGAAUUCCCUGUAUAUAAUUAACCAAUAAACUAGACUGCAUUUUACUGUG
Myiozetetes cayanensis is the source of this 5924-nucleotide messenger RNA. RefSeq names its product solute carrier family 31 member 1 (gene SLC31A1). The record is from RefSeq and is a predicted model, not a curated record. Gene Ontology annotation, molecular function: copper ion transmembrane transporter activity. The coding region runs from base 1664 to 2227 and encodes 187 amino acids. Gene Ontology annotation, cellular component: membrane. Lineage: Eukaryota; Metazoa; Chordata; Aves; Passeriformes; Tyrannidae. Gene Ontology annotation, biological process: copper ion transmembrane transport. The transcript has 5 exons.